AUGAAGCAUCUACUCGCCGGCUUUGGCGCUAUGUGCGUGGUACUGGUAGCUCUGGACGCGGCCCGCAUCAAGAUUCCGGCCAAGAGUAGAAACGAUGACCUAUUCUCGGAGGAUGAGUUCACGUUCCCGGUGGAGGACAAGAAGGAUCCGACCAACUUUACCGGCAACGUCAUGCGGGCGUCGAUCGUGAUGGCUGAGGUGCGCAACCAGGGCAAGGGCAAGUUCAAAUACGCCGUGGAAACGGAGAACGGGAUUGAAAUCGAGCAGAUCGGUAAGCUGAAGAACGACUCCAAGACGUUCGUCGUGAUGGGAUCGUACACCUACACUGGAGCCAACGGUAAACGUUACCGCGUCAGAUACACUGCCGACGAGUUCGGCUACCAUCCGAUCACCGAGCUGGAUCUGGACAUUCCCGACCUAAACCAAACGCAACGAACGUUGCCACCGAUCAAGUUCACUACGACGCCCCGAACGACCACCACGAGGCGGACGACGACCACUACCACCACCACCACCACCGAGGAACCGACCACGGAAUUCCAGGGCUACCACUACGAGCGGCCGGACAAUGGCUACCUGCCGCCGAACAACGACUACCUGCCACCGCAGGAACCGGAGGUCGACUACCUGCCGCCGCGGGAAGAUCCGGUGAAGGCGGGCAAUCGCAGGCGCUACCAGGAACCGGUCGAUCAGUUCCAGCCUCCACGGGUGGACCUGCGUCUCGGUUAG
Anopheles coustani is the source of this 729-nucleotide messenger RNA. RefSeq lists its product as uncharacterized. The transcript is spliced from 4 exons. Gene Ontology annotation, cellular component: chitin-based extracellular matrix. Bases 1 to 729 code for a protein of 242 amino acids. The record is from RefSeq and is a predicted model, not a curated record. NCBI's taxonomy places the organism in Eukaryota, Metazoa, Arthropoda, Insecta, Diptera, Culicidae. Gene Ontology annotation, molecular function: structural constituent of chitin-based larval cuticle.